Molecule: messenger RNA, 2638 nt
Organism: Maylandia zebra (zebra mbuna)
Lineage: Eukaryota; Metazoa; Chordata; Actinopteri; Cichliformes; Cichlidae
Biological process (GO): embryo development; regulation of transcription by RNA polymerase II
Cellular component (GO): nucleus
Molecular function (GO): DNA-binding transcription factor activity, RNA polymerase II-specific; RNA polymerase II cis-regulatory region sequence-specific DNA binding
Source: RefSeq, a predicted model, not a curated record
ACAGAGUGUUAAAAACAGAACAAACAGCAGGUUCAAAGCACCAGCAUGGUCUUUGUUUUUUUCAGUAAUGGGUGUCAAUUUUCUGCCAUCGCUGCUAGGCAACAGGACCAGCGCGACGUAAGAGAUAUAAAAACGCUGAGUGCGGCCUUCACGGCCUGAAAGGAUGCAGCUGCUGAGGUGGGUCAAAAGCUUUGUGCAGUUCAAGGACUCUGAUGGAUGGUGUUUUAUGUGCGGUAGACGGUUAGCUUGAAGAGCCUGUUUUGGUGGUAUGAGAGAAAUAUUUCAGUUGUCCGAGCAGCACUGCCUUUAAUUCAGUGUCCGAGCGAUUAACUGCUGAAAAAAUCUGCUCAGAGGCUAAAAACACGAUCGUACAGUAUGAAGAGGAGAUCAGCCUUUAACGCGGACUGCCAGCUAUCAGCCGAAGACUCGGGAUAAAGUCACAGAUAACAGACCUCUAAUAGCAGCAUGAAGUGUAAGGAGGAGGAAGGUCUGGAUGACCAGCAGGUCUGGAUCCAGCAGGAAAACUCCAGUCUGGACCAGGAGGACCCAGAGGCCCCACGGAUAAAAGAGGAACAGGAAGAAAUCUCCACCAAUCAGGGAGAGGGAGAGCAGCUUAAACUGAAGGAGGAGGCCGAAAGUGAGGAUGAACAACUCAAACUCAGUGAUGAUAUGUGGAAACCUGAAAUAAACUUACACAGAACAGAUUUUCCAUAUCAACAUGUCUGUAAGGAUGAAGAGGAUUUCACAGACCAGCAGAUGGAUAACAAGGAGAAGAGCCACAUUAUGAACCAGGAGGAUCCAGGGACUCUGCAGAUUAAAGAAGAACACGAGGAACUCUACACCAGCAAGGAGGGAGAGCAGCUCGUAUUGAAGCAGGAGACUGAAACCUUUCUUGUAACUCUUGGUUAUGAUGGAGGUGACCACAGUGAUUCAGAGCCACACAGUGAUCAGCUCCUUUCUCACAGCUCUCCUGAACCAGAGAGUCAAGAUCAGGAAAAAAGUAAGCACAUCAACUCAGAAUCAACUCGAUAUGCGGAGCUGAAUAAGAAGACAUAUGACACGAAUAACAGUAACAGAGUGGAAAAUUCUCCAUUGUCAGAGACUCAGUGUAAAUCUGAAAUAAGUAAAAAGUCUGCAAAAUGUGAGAUUUGUGGAAAAUCCUUUCAUGAUAAAUCCAACCUAACGAGACAUCUGAGAUCACACACAGGUGAGAAACCUUAUUCUUGUACCACCUGCGGGAAAGGAUUCAGUAGGAAAUCAGGAUUGGAGACUCACGUAAGAAUCCACACAGAUGAGAAGCCAUAUUGUUGUAACACUUGUGGAAAAAGAUGUAGUCAGAUGAUACAUUUGAAAAAUCACAUUAGAAUCCACACAGGUGAGAAACCAUAUUCUUGUAAUACCUGCGGAAAAAGUUUCAGUCAGCUAAUUAACCUUAAAACUCACAUGAGAAUUCACACAGGUGAGAAGCCAUAUUCUUGUACCAUCUGUGGAAAAGAGUUUUGUGCUUUGUCAGCAUUCAACAGACAUAUGCGAAUUCACACAGAUGAUAAGCCACAUUGUUGUAGCACCUGUGGGAAAAGAUUUAGAGACCAAUCGACAUUCAAAAAACACAUGACAAUUCAUACAGGUGAGAAGCCUUAUUCUUGCAUCACCUGUGGAAAAAGAUUUGGUCAUAAACCAACAAUGGAAAGACAUCAGAGAAGUCACACAGGUGAGAAACUACAUUCUUGUAGUACCUGUGGAAAAGGAUUCAGUCAGAUGAUAAACUUGAAAAUUCAUAUGAGAAUUCACACAGGUGAGAAGCCACAUUGUUGUAGCACCUGUGGGAAAAGAUUCAUUCAGAUGAUACACUUGAAAAGACACAUGAGAUUUCACACAAGUUGAAAAUUUCACAUAAAAUCUGGAAUAGCUGUUAGUUGUAAAAGUGGGUUUAUGACAGGGCCAAUACAGGCAAGCAGGCAAAUUACUCAAAAGGCUGAUUCUGUUCAUCUGGACGUAGUGUUUUCAGUGGAAGAAACCGUCUGUCACUCAUCACUACUCCUCAGAGAGUAAAAUGAGAAUUUUUAAAAAUGAGGAUGAGAGGAGAUAUUUAUCUCAUAUUUGGAAAGUUCUUCUGCAGUGGGAAUUAUUAUUAUUAUUAUUAUUAUUAUUAUUAUUAUUAUUAUUAAUAAUAAUAAUAAUAAUAAUAAUAAUAACAACAAUAACAAUAACAAUAAAAAUAAUGUGUCUGAAUAGCAUAUAUAAUAAGAUAUGAUAUAAAAUCCUGGAAAGGUAUAUGCCUGGACACGGGAGAGAAGAGUCUGCCUGUUAGUUGAAACCAGGAUUCUGAAGGAACGAUGCGGAUUUCUUCCUGAUCAUGGAAAAGUGGAUUGGCUCUUGAUUUUCUUGAAGAUGUUUAAAGAUGUGUGGAAGUUUACCAACCAGUCUUGUGGAGUUGAAGGAGACAUUUUCACAUUUUCCCUUGGAACCCUGUUUUGGAUGGAAAAGACUGAGAAUAUAUUUAAAAAAUAUAUCACCAUCCUGUCCACUACCCCACGUUUUUCCCAUCUAUUGUUAGAACAUUCCUUGAAAAAGUUGUAGUGUGUUAGUGCUUAAGUCUGUGAAUCUCUUGUGUGAAAUUAAAUAUCCUUAUGCAUUA